Glycine soja is the source of this 2134-nucleotide messenger RNA. Its product is annotated as probable beta-1,3-galactosyltransferase 2. NCBI's taxonomy places the organism in Eukaryota, Viridiplantae, Streptophyta, Magnoliopsida, Fabales, Fabaceae. Gene Ontology annotation, molecular function: hexosyltransferase activity. The transcript has 11 exons. Bases 371 to 1612 code for a protein of 413 amino acids. Gene Ontology annotation, cellular component: Golgi membrane. The record is from RefSeq and is a predicted model, not a curated record.
CUUCUCAUUUGUGUUGUUCAACGUCUCUUACCUGCAAAGACUCACACACUCACACAUACCAAAUAGAGAGAGAAAAAAUAACACAAUUACACAAAGCAAAGCAUAGCAUAGCGUGGCAGAGGAUAAAGAAAGGAUCAAACAAAGUAAAAAAAAACAGAGCACCUCUCUGUUCUUAUUUCUCUCUCUGUUCCUCUGCCCGCCCCAUAUCUUCUUCUUCUUUCCGAAGGUGCCCAGUUUCAAAUUUUCUUCCUUUCCUGCACCAUUUAUUGCCUCUUCUCAAGUUUCUUCAAUUUGGCUCAUAAUUUUGAACAUGGUAUUUGCCUUCUGAGUGCAAACCUGGAAGAUUGGUUUGAAAAAAUUAUAUAAAACAAUGACUUGGAAAAGCAGGGGAGACCUGCUUCCUAAAAGUGUUAUGUCUCAGAAAUGGAUGAUUUUUCUCUGUGUUGGAAGCUUCUGUGCUGGUAUGUUUUUCACCAACAGGAUGUGGACUAUUCCUGAACCUAAAGGACUUGCACGGACAACAGCUAUGGAAGCUGAAAAAUUGAAUGUAGUUUCAGAGGGUUGCAAUUCAAGAAUUUUGCAAGAGAAGGAAGUGAAGCGUGAAACCAAAGGCAUCUAUAGUGAGGUUUUCAAGACACAAAAUGCCAUACAAACCCUGGACAAAACUAUUUCAAACUUGGAGAUGGAAUUAGCUGCUGCAAAAGCAGCUCAGGAGUCUAUACGAAGUGGUGCUCCGGUAGCAGAAGAUAUCAAGAUGAGUGAAUCAUCUGGUAGGAGAAGAUACCUAAUGGUCGUAGGAAUUAACACUGCUUUCAGCAGCAGAAAAAGAAGAGACUCAGUUCGUGAGACAUGGAUGCCACAAGGUGAGAAAAGAAAGAAGCUAGAGGAAGAAAAGGGAAUUAUCAUCCGAUUUGUAAUUGGUCAUAGUGCCACAUCAGGGGGUAUCUUAGACAGAGCUAUUGAAGCAGAAGAUAGGAAGCAUGGAGAUUUCCUGAGACUGGAUCAUGUUGAAGGAUACCUUGAAUUGUCAGCAAAGACAAAGACAUACUUUGCCACUGCUGUUAACUUAUGGGAUGCUGACUUCUAUAUCAAAGUUGAUGACGAUGUUCAUGUAAAUAUAGCGACACUGGGACAAACUCUACUGAGACAUCGAUCAAAACCGCGGGUGUACAUAGGAUGCAUGAAAUCUGGGCCUGUUCUUUCUCAAAAUUUGCCACUUUCUUGCAGAGGGGUAAGGUACCAUGAACCAGAAUACUGGAAAUUUGGAGAGGCCGGAAACAAGUACUUCCGCCACGCCACAGGACAGUUGUAUGCCAUUUCAAAAGAUCUGGCUACAUAUAUUUCAAAUAACAAGCACGUUCUCCACAAGUAUGCCAAUGAGGAUGUCUCACUAGGUUCUUGGUUUAUUGGACUAGAUGUGGACCACAUAGAUGAUCGAAGACUCUGCUGUGGUACACCACCAGAUUGUGAAUGGAAAGCACAGGCAGGCAAUGUUUGUGUUGCUUCAUUUGAUUGGACGUGCAGCGGAAUUUGCAGGUCUGCUGAAAGGAUCAAAGAGGUUCACAAGAGAUGUGGUGAAGGUGAGAAAGCCUUGUGGAAUGCCUCUUUCUAAGUGGCAUGGCAGCUAGGAGUUCUUCCUAACUCAGGAGGAAAUAACCACACAGCUAUGCAACUAGGCUGCGAGAAUUUUCUUUUUUUCUUUUUGCAUAGUUUUGGUAAAGUAUAGAGAAUUUUCAUUUUACACGAGAGGCGAAGGAAAGAGGGGAGGGGAGAAAAAUAAAAAAAAACAAAAAAGAAAGAAAGAGAAAAAAAGGACUUUCCCCAUGGCCCUUCUGCAUUUUAAUAAAGGAGAUUGACCAUGGUAACUGCCAGAAUAGUAGGAAGCAUGGGAUAGUCCCACCCCACCAAUUCUUUGAUGCUUGAAGGGACACUCUAUGUGUUAAUAGUUCCAUAUACCUAUCAAGCUCCUAAUAAAUGUAGAUAUAGAUUUGGUUGGUUGUUGCUUCUUUUCCUUUCAUUUACUUCUGAGCUUUCCAUUUGGCCAAGCUGUGAGUACUAGUCAUAUUCUACAUUUGGCACGGUAUAGAAUAUGUAAUUCCAUAAGAGCAAAUUCACUAAGCUAGGUGACUGACCA